AUGAGGGUCUACUCCACUUGGACCACUCCAAAAAGAGGAGGCCCACGUUUGAAACCUGUAAGUUUCCAUCCAACCACUUUCAGGCCCUCUUUUAUACUUAAAGAUUCCGGGAUCCCGCUUACAUCCAUUCGUUGUGGAGACCUCAGUAAUGUGCGGAAGGUUCCUAAAUUAGCACAUCGGCUGGACAGAGUGUUAUUCCAGCCUCUCAAUUACCACUUCCUGCAAGAUCCAAGAUCCAGCGUUUAUAAUUUUAAUCCUUACCUUCAAAACUUGAUACCUUUGAAAGAAUUGAACCAAAAACUUCUGGAAGGAACUUUUGUACCGAGUGAGAAAGAUAAGAACCUGUUGAAGUUAUGUCAAGAACACAAGACCAAUUUUUACACCUCAACAAGUGCGGUCACGGGAAUUCUCUCGCAUAUGCAUUUUCUUUUAUCUAAUAUGAAGGGGAUCAAUGGAGAUGUACUGUCGAAGAACUUCAAAGAAAAGCGAUUCCGAUUCACGAAAGGUGCUACCAUUCCUGGUGUUGUACUGGCCAUGAGAAAAGACACAGAAGGUCCAGAUUGUCCAUUUUCGAAAAGGCGAUAUGCAAUUGGAGCUGAUCAUUCUGCUGAUAACGAAAUAGUCCUGAGUUUAAUGGGACAUUUCAUGGAGCGACUAUUAGUAUGUCCUCCGGAGAUUUACAACCAGUUCAGAGCUGAUUCGAAAGUACCUUUUGAAAAGGUCAAGGAAACAUUUCACGGCGAAAGCGUUUACAAUUUCAGCAAAAUUUCCAACUUUAUUUUGCGAUCACAACUUGAUUGCCAAGAUCAAAGACUUCCGAACGGAAACAAGUCGUUCGAUAUCAAGACGAGAGCCGUCUGCGCCGUUCGUCAUGACAUUUCUCAUGUAGAGCGUGAUGAAUACACGGGGUAUCAGAUCGUACGAGCUCAUGAUCAGUACGAAUCAUUUGAACGUGAAUUUUACGAGCUGAUGCGUUCUACAAUGUUGAAAUAUUCUCUUCAAGCCCGCAUAGGAAACAUGGAUGGGAUAUUUGUAGCAUACCACAAUAUUGAAAAAGUUUUCGGUUUUCAGUACCUUCCUUUGGAAGAGAUUGACUAUAUUCUACACAGUGACACAUUAGAAUCCACACUAAAUACCAAAAACGACGUCCAAGACCAGGAUAAGAUAAUGGGACCCCUCGGAACCCACACCCCAGAUCUGAAAAGAAUUCUCAGUACCAAGAUUGCCAACACAGAAUAUAAGUUUAGCAUGGAGAUCAUCAACAGGAUCUUAUGCAGAAUUCUUAAUAAGAAGAGUGAUCCUAAUGUUACACUCAGUGAUAACUACAGAAUCGUUUUCAAGACCGGGAAGUUCAAGAAAAAAGUUUAUCUGUUUGUUCUUGCAUCUCCAAUAGACGAACAGAUGGUGCAGAGAAUUCAAAAUGUAUCCAAGGAAAUCAGCAAUACCACUUUAGACAAGCAAAUUGACAUCGAAAAACUUCUUAGUGGAGACAAUGACUCCUCUGAAUCACCGCUUAAUGAAGAUCUGUUAAAAAAAAAUUACAAGAGCUUUGAGCAUCGCAAGAUGGUUCGUGAAAUCAACCAGAAAACCAGUGAAAAUGCUUUUGGGUACCGUAUCAGCGUCGACCACUUAUUUAAUGGAAAACAUUCAAAGAUGGCUCAUCCAAUGCCGACAUCUUUAGAUGAUGACUGGGCUUUGAAUACCUACGUUACUAGCGUGCGCCCCAGUUUGGCCAAAUUUUUGUAUUUGAAAUUCUUAAAAGAGAAGGAAGACAUUUGCUGGAGAAGCUUGUAUGACAAUGAAACAGAGUCUGAACCAGAUUCCGAAAUUUACAAGGAAGACGAUCUUUCCGAUUCAAAUUCCGAAAUUCGGUCAGAAGCUGAUAAGAUGGAGUUGCAUCUUAGAGAAUUAGCCAAGGAUACUGAGCCCUCUCAGUACCAGCAGCUUCUUCGUGCAUUCGGAGGAAAGGGGCGUUUAAGAGAAGAAAAAUACCGACAAAAACCACCUAAGCAUAUCCAACUGGUGAAAUAG
This is a messenger RNA of Komagataella phaffii GS115, 2031 nucleotides long. Its product is annotated as Protein with a role in 5'-end processing of mitochondrial RNAs. The record is from RefSeq and is a predicted model, not a curated record. Lineage: Eukaryota; Fungi; Ascomycota; Pichiomycetes; Pichiales; Pichiaceae. Gene Ontology annotation, cellular component: mitochondrial envelope; mitochondrion. Bases 1 to 2031 code for a protein of 676 amino acids. Gene Ontology annotation, biological process: mitochondrial RNA 5'-end processing. The transcript has a single exon.